This is a messenger RNA of Caenorhabditis auriculariae, 5059 nucleotides long. The record is from the annotation of a GenBank genome assembly. NCBI's taxonomy places the organism in Eukaryota, Metazoa, Nematoda, Chromadorea, Rhabditida, Rhabditidae.
AUGUCCUUGGUUUCGACGGACAUGAGCAAAAACAUUUGAGGAAUGGAUAGAAGCUUCCGCGAAAAAUCGGUGGCGAUGUUCAUGAAAUUGUUCGGAUUUUUUUCUAAUUUUUCAAAUUUUUUUUGUGCCUGACGGAUUUUACAAAAAUAGUUGCGAGCUGCUGAAAAAAACGUAGAAUUUUUAGAAUGGAAAAACAUUUUUUUAAUUUUUUUCACGCACCCUCAAGUAGCAACAAGACCUUUUCUGAACAUCAAAACUGAAUUUUAUUGAACCUCCAUUUUUUUUUUUUGAUUCCCUCACAUAACUCAACUUCAGGCCAGUAAGGUUUCGGGAGUUCUGAGCGAAUUGCAAAUUUUCUUGGACCAAGUUUCGGAAAGAACGAAACCGACAAAUGAGGAGCUGGAGAAGAUGCUGGCUCCACUGGGAUCAGCUCUGGAUAGCGUUGAAACUUUCAAGGUUUUCGAGAAAAACAUCUUUCUUGUGGUUUCGUUCCUGUUUAGUGAAGAUUACAGAAUGGAAUUUUCUCAAAAGGAUUUUUUUCAUUUUUUUUUUUGCUUAUAAUAACACUCUCUUGUCAAAAGCCGUUUGAGUAAACUUUCACUCGGACUUUGGUAACGCGAAUCAGACGUCUCGGCGCAUUUCUAGUGAUCAAUUAGGUAGCGUCCGCUCUCUUAGUUGACCCUAAAAUGGCUCAGAAACGUCCGGAGCGCGACACCACGUCCGAGCGGGCUUAAUCUGAAAGAAUUUACAAGAUUACCCAUGCUAGAAAAAUUUAAAACAAAAAUUUUGUCGAGAAAUUCAUCAACGGACUUCAAAUUUUCAUACUCACGACCUCAAGUUUUUUCAAUGAAUCCUUAUUUUAGUCGCAAAAUCGAAGAAGCCAAUUUUAUGACCACCUUUCUGCCGUGUCCGAAGGUGUUGCUGCGGCGAGAUGGGUCACUCAGGUAAUUUCCAUUUUUUGUGAGUAAAUCGAUAUUUCCAUUGAAAAUUCCUGGUCAGUUGACCCAAGAAGCUUGUUUUCAUAGUAUCACAGCAUUUAAAAGAAGAUUUUCAACCUUUUCAUUCACAUAUUUCGAAUAGAAAUUGUUUUUUUUUCUCGUUUUUCUAGAACCUCCCCGGUCCAUUCGUCAAAGAUAUGGCCGAAGCCUCAGCCUAUUAUUUGAACCGAGUUCUCAAAGAAUACAAGGUAGGCUAAAUCAUUAUCCUUUUGAUAAUUGUAUACAAGGUUUUUCAGAACAAGGAGGAGAUCCACGUGAUUUGGGCGCAGCUUUGGAAGCAACUCCUUGGCGAAAUGCAUGAAGAUGUGAUGCAAAAUCACCGUACUGGCAUUUCGUGGAAUACUAAAUCGGUGAAUCGAAAAUAAUUUAUUGAAAAAAAGGUUAAAAAAGGCUUUCAGUAGUGUUUUCAUUCGAUAUUGGUCGAAGAGAUUUUUCUGAGAGAAAAUCAUAAAAAACAAGUCUAGCUUGAAAUUUUUCGUUUGUUUUUUUUUCUCAAGGCGUUCGUAGUGUCAUUUUUAAUGACCGGAGUAAAAAAAUCAAUAGGAAUAUGAAUCUGGGAAAAAUUUUUUUCUUAAGGUAUAUUGACCACAGUUUCUUUCGUUCCCGGAAAUAGUGCAGAAUUUUGAAAAUUUUGAUUAUUUUCGAAUGAAAAUUGAGUUUUCUUAUAAAAAAUGAGAAGUAAAUCGUUUCAGAAGCAGAAAAUAAGUACUCCCAGUUCAACAGCAGUGGUGAAUGCUACAGUUUCCGGUACGUUUGAACGGGAAAACUUCAAAUAGCUCUUUUUUUCAGCAAGCCUUCCAUCCGACAUCCAAUCCUUGGACUCGAAUCUCAACCCGAUGGUCGCCAAAUGGAAAUCGUCUGCGGUGCGAAUCGGAGGCGACGUUGAGAAAAUUGUGCGGCUUCUGAUGAAAUAACAUUUAAAUGAUGAGAUUACAGACGAAUUUGGCCACGGAAAGUAUUUUCGCAAUGCGCGAAUUCUUGGCAUUCGCCGCGGGGCGCGAAAAGCCGCCGAGCGAGAAAAUCGCUGUCGCCGCCGCCCCAGUAGUCGCCGCUCUUUAUGCUGUUCAGGCAUUCAAGGUGUUCGGAAAUUUAAAUUAAAUAAAUGAUAUGGAAAUUUUCUGGGGUCCAGACGGAUCGCGAAAAAGACACUCCUUUUCCUGACCAUCUCUGUGCAAUCAGCGACGGCAUUUCAGCGGUUGGAUGGGUUUUGGCGGUUGGUUUUGAAAUUUGGAUUAAACUUGAUAAAAAAUUUAAUUUUCGCCUAAGCUUCAGUACAUGUUAUUCAAAUUAUAAUCAGAAUUUUUGUAAAGGGUUUUUGAGAAAAAGAAAGUUUGUAUUCAGAAAAAAACUUUUUUUAGAUUCUUUUUACAAUAAGGUCCUUUUUAAGAAAAUUUCUAUUGUUACAGACUAUCUUUGAUACGGGGCAUUUUUUUGAACUGUUAUUCAAAGAAUUAAUACAAUUCAAAUGGUUGACAUAAACCCUGAGAAAUUUUUUUCAUAAUAAAUAUACCUUUUUCCAGAACCCGACACCCUCAACCUAUGUGCGGGAGAUUGCUGACAUUGCAAAAUAUUUCACGAAUCGUGUGUUGAAAAAAUAUAAGGUCUCCUCUUCAAAUGAAGUAUUUAUAACAAAAAUUGCUAGGACAACGAUUCGACGCACGUUGAUUGGGUCCAUGGAUGGAAUUGUAUGGUCGACUGUCUGUUGAAAUAUGUUACCGAGUAUCAUCCGAAGGGUCUCGUCUGGAAUAGUUCGCCGGUAAAAUGUGGACCUAUGUACAGAGCUGUGCGCUGGGCCGGCCGGCCGGGCUGGCCAUGAAUAUUUGCCACGAGCCAUUUUUUCUCGAAACUCUCACAAAGUGUGUGAAUUGUGAAGUGAGUGAUCGAAAUAAUGUUUUUUGGAAAAAUUAUGUCACGUAAACUAAGAAAUGAAAUAAAAACUUCGCGAUUGAGACGGCAGUUUCGGCCAUCACACAACGCACAGCUCUGCCUAAUUAGAAUAGUUUGAGAUGAGUAAAUCGCAGGCCUAGUCCGAAUUUUACAAAAAAAAUAUCCAAAAAGCGAAAAAAAAGCUUGUAAUAUCUUUCUUCCCUAUUGCUGCUCACCGUAAAAGUUUGAAUAAGAUCUGCGAUUUACACCUCAAAAACUUUCCUAGAAAGAAUUAGAUAUUUGUAAAAGUUCAAUCAAUUCAAGUCUGCUCAAACCAGCGUCGUUCCGCCGCCACCACCGCCUCCCCCGCCAGUUUUUGGUGGAUUUAUUUUCGAAAAAUUGAUUGAAAAAUGGAAUUUAGAAGUCGCGAACUUGGACCUGAGCUCUGCCAGAAAUUCCUUGUUCGAAUCCAUCAAUAAAGGAGAGGAGAUCACGACGGGCCUUCGGAAAGUCACUGCAGAGAUGCAAACUCACAAGAAUCCCUCGCUCCGAUCUUCUUCGGACAAGGUUUUCAAAAAUAGCAAAAAAAAACAUUCAAAAUUAUGCAAAGAUCAUCAAAAAACUAGGCUUUUUUACCAUUGAGUUGAUAUUCUUGACAAUGAGAAUCUUUUGCGAAACGAAAUUCAGAAGUGUACGGAAAAUUUCAAACUAAGGUCCACAUUUGACUUUUUUACAUCUCACUUCUCAUGUUCGAAAUUCAAGAAAAAAAAUUCUCUAUAAGAUAAAAAGUUCCUACCAUUUAGGACACCAAGCCACACCAAAAGGUAGCUCCAUUAAAUUUGACUGGCAAGAAACCUUCAAAUCUCCGUCUCAGUGAGGAUAAUCGACGCUGGCUUGUGGUCUCUCAGCCUUUCCUUCCAUUUUAACAUUGGAAUUUCGAGGAAUAUUUCGAAAAUGAUGAGAAUAUCGUCGUCAACGUCGAGGACAUCAAACAGACUGUCUACAUUACCGAAUGCCGCAAUUCUUUCAUCAGGGUUUUCCCUUGAAAAAAACAUCUUUGAAAAAGGUUCAAUAUUUUUAGGUGAAUGGAAAAGCAAAUGGAAUAACAUUGGAUGGGUGCAAAAAGACGAAAAUUGUGUUCGAUGGUCUAAUCAGCCAGUGCGAGGCCAUCAAUUGUCAAUCCAUUGAGAUGGAGGUCUUUUUUUUCUAAUUCAACUGGAGGUUGAAAAAUAGUGUGUGAAAAAUUUAUUUUUAAGAUGAUUGGGAUGAUAAUAAAAUUCCUUACAUGGCAGGUCCUUUUUUUGCAUAGGGUUUGGAAUUUUCUAUAAACUUCCUCAAAAAAUCUUUGAUGGACUUGGAAUGAUCCCCCAUAGUCGCUAUCUGCGCAAACUUUUCGUUUUUGAGUUAUGAUUUUUUCAAAGUUUUUGUCCCUAAACACGUGACGUCGUUUGGAAGAAGUGUUUCCGCCGCACAAGCCAUUGCAUUACAGCUAGGAGCUUGGUGCAGUGACUAGCGCGGUAGCCUGCGAUGCCUAUGAGAAAGGUUCGAUUCUUUUUGGUGCUAUAGAUUUUUGCCAUUAUUUUUUUUUUGACCGAUUAUGAUGAAUAUAUCGAAAUUCCGUGAUUAAAACCGUUCGAAGUCCAUUUUAUUUCAAAAAAUACUUUUUUUACAGAAUUUUUUUGUUAGUCAGAAAAUGUUAACGGAGAACCAGAUAAUUAGCAAAUUUUUGAAAUUGUCGUGAAACGUAUCCUGGCCUUGCCUUGGACUCUCUAAAUAUUUCAAGUUAAAAUUCAUAAGAAAAAAUUAUAGAAAUCUUUAUAAUUUUGAAUAUGAGAUUGAGACGAUUUUUCAAAAAAACUAAGUUCAAAAAUCCCUGAUCUUCUAGGAGCUUUUUUGUUAUGGAAGAAAUUUCUGUCUAUUUAUUAAGUUUGAAGUAAUUUAUCAUUUUUUACUAAAAAUAAACUACCCAGCUACUGGUAACGCAAGCCGGAAGUGCGCCGGGAAAUUUAUCACCCUUUCUAGUGGUCCCUCAAGUCCUAAAAAAAUCACUAGAUGGCUCAGACACGCCCAUAAUCUUUCGGAUAGCAGUGUCCGUGUAUUCUGAAUGAAACAUUUUUCAGACUCUUGGCGAAUUGCCAAUGGUGUCGAUCCAGAAAAACAGACGGUUGCAAGGUUUAUCUUUCGGCUGCGGCUGA